GCUCUCUUGCAACUAAUUCAAGUGCAAAAUAUAUCUCAAACUGGAAAUACUAUUCAAGCUCCAGCUCUAGUAGACAAUUUAGUACUAGCUUCUGAAAUUGAUCUUUUAACUAGUGAUAUUCCAAAAGCAGAUCCUGAAGCUAGUCUAGAAAUAAAAAAUAACAAAAAAAUUAGAUCUAAAUUAGUUCCUAAAACAGAUAAAGAAUGGUUCGAUUUAAUAGAAUCAAAUAUUAGUGAACCUAGUAAUCCAGAACCUCAAGCUUAUUAUUUUCUAGAUUUGGAUAUAAAACAAAAUAGUAUUCAAUAUGCAAAAGAUAUGUUUAAAGUAGAUGAAGCCAAAUAUGCAUUCUCAAUCUGGUUUAUAGAUACUAAAGAACAUAAAUUAGAAGCUGGAAUGACUGAAGAUGAGUAUUUAAUAAGAGUAAAAUUUAUUCAAGUCGAUACAAUAAUAUCAAAUAAGGAAACAAAAAGAGGUUUUAAAAUUAUAGAUAAAUAUGAACCUAUUUGUGAGUCAAAAAGGAAAAAUGGUAAAUAUAUAAAAGGUGGCUCAAAUGUUAUACUUACAAAGAAAACAAAACCAAGUUUUUGGGUAAGAAUAGAUGAAAAAUUUCUGGUUAGAGAAGUUAGUAGGCAAUCUGAGGUAGAGAAACUUAAUAGUAAUGCAGUAAUCUAUGGAUUGUAUCGAAUUCAAGUACCAGAUAUUAAUCAAUUAAUGCCUAUAAAAGAUGAAACACUUAAUUGUGUAGCACAACAAAUAAUAGAGCAUUUUGAUCAAGCAAAAAGAGAGUAUGAAUUUACAGAAACUUGCUGGCAAAAAAUUGAUAUAUGGGAAAAAAAAAUGCGCAUUCCUGGUACUCGAGUACAAGAUGUAGCAGAAUUGGAAAAAAUUCUUAAAUGA
This is a messenger RNA of Cetraspora pellucida, 897 nucleotides long. The record is from the annotation of a GenBank genome assembly. Lineage: Eukaryota; Fungi; Glomeromycota; Glomeromycetes; Diversisporales; Gigasporaceae.